AUGCCAUACAUUUUGAUUCGAGGCAAUCUUGCUUCGUAUGGGCAUAAAAACCCUUGGCGAGUCUUGGUAUCCGGCUUGAAAGCUGGUGACAUUGAGCAACUGAAAAGAUUUGCAUGUGGUGGAUAUUGUGAUGAUUCUACCAUAGUCUACCUUCAGCAUCCCUGUGUAAUCUUAAGUGCUCUUGAGGUAUUAGGUUACAAAGUUGUAGCAUCAAGUUCAACUGCUGUAAAACAAGAUUACAAUGAGUACAUGUGGACUAUGAGAAAAGAAUUUUCUGAGCCAGAACCCUCAAUAAUUGUUGAACAAGACAACAUAACCAACUUUAGUAAAGAAGCUUUGCAUUACCAACAUUCUAAUAAGGACGACGAGGUUUAG
Messenger RNA from Danaus chrysippus (African queen), 375 nucleotides. The record is from the annotation of a GenBank genome assembly. Lineage: Eukaryota; Metazoa; Arthropoda; Insecta; Lepidoptera; Nymphalidae.